Messenger RNA from Cuscuta epithymum, 1374 nucleotides. The record is from the annotation of a GenBank genome assembly. Lineage: Eukaryota; Viridiplantae; Streptophyta; Magnoliopsida; Solanales; Convolvulaceae.
UCUCUCUUCCCUAUAUAUGUAUAUGCCUAGACAAGUUCCCCCAUGCCUUUUACGCAAGUCAAACCAUUUCUCUCUAAACAAGAGAAGAGAAAGAGCAACAAUCAGAUAAGAAGGUAGCUAGAAAAAUAUAGAAAUUUCAGUCCUUAAUUAGUGAACUCUUUCUUUCUAGAAAUAGCUUGAAAGAGAGGGUUUAUCGAGAAAUGGGAAGGCCUCCAUGUUGUGAUAAAAUUGGUGUGAAGAAAGGGCCAUGGACUCCUGAAGAGGAUAUCAUUUUGGUUUCUUAUAUUCAAGAACAUGGUCCUGGCAAUUGGAGAUCUGUUCCUACUAAUACUGGUUUGCUUCGGUGCAGCAAAAGCUGCCGGCUCCGUUGGACUAAUUACCUCCGUCCAGGAAUCAAGCGAGGGAACUUCACUGAACAAGAAGAGAAGAUGAUCAUUCAUCUCCAGGCACUUCUUGGGAAUAGAUGGGCAGCAAUAGCUUCAUACCUUCCUCAAAGGACAGACAAUGACAUAAAGAAUUACUGGAAUACCCAUCUGAAGAAAAAGCUCAAAAAGAACCAAGGCGUAGAUGAGAACGAGAACACCCAAGAUUACUGCAAUAACAACAAUUCCUCAUCAUCUUCUCACCAAGCAAUCUCAAAGGGGCAAUGGGAGAGAAGGCUCCAAACUGAUAUCCAAAUGGCCAAACAAGCCCUCUGUGAGGCUUUAUCCAUUGACAAAUCCAAGGCCGCGGCCGAAUCAACGAACCAAGCGGCUAACCCGCGGGCCCCGCUGACCGCCCCCUACGCCUCAAGCACUGAAAACAUUGCCAGGCUGCUGGGGAACUGGAUGAAAAACUCGGGCCGGAACAAUGCAUCCCCAGCCCGGUCCAACUCGGAGACGGUCACAACCCAGACCGGGAUGGCCGGUUCGAGCUCUAGCCCGAGUGAGGGCAACUUUGAUCACUCAAUCUUCAGCUUCAACUCGUGCAACAACUCGGACGUCGUGUCCCAAGCUAUGUCAGCCAUCGACGAAAACGGCAGCGUUUUGCAGGUGGAGAGUAAGCCGAACUUCACGCCGGUGGUACCGCCCUUCCAACCCGGAGCGAAGCCGAUGAGCAGCGGUGCUGAGACACAAAUGCCCCUGACCUUGCUGGAAAAAUGGCUCUUUGAUGAUGCAGCAUGCAAUGUUCAAGCACAAGAUGAAUUGAUGAUGAGAAUGGGAGUUGACUUGGGUAUGCCCUUAGGUGAAACAGCUGAGUUGUUUUGAAGUCAUAUAUACAACACCAAAUUACAUAUAUGCAAAUAUAUAUGCAAUGUGUUAUGUGUGUGUAUAUAUGUCUUCCAAACAACUUCUAUCAUAGUUUACUUUUUACCUUUCCAUAUAUAUCUUAGGG